AUGGCAGCUUCACCGCUGUUACACUCCCUCCCAGUCGGUUACCGUUUUCGGCCGUCGGAAGAAGAACUCGUUUUCUCUUACCUCCUAAACCGCACAUCCGGGCAAGCUUACGCUGCGCGUCCACUCCUUCAGCUGCCCGAGGUUAACGUUUUGCGGUGCGACCCGAGCAGCCUGCCUUCCGACGCGUGCUUCGACGGCGAAUGGUUCUUCUUCUACCGCCCGUCGCAGCACGGCUCGAAGAAAGAACGCUCCGUGAAAUGCGGCGAGACGGUCGUCGGGUUCUGGAAAUCCACGGGAAACGACCACGCGGUGCGCCUCGGUGGGAGUAAGAGCAGCAGCAACAACGGCCAAAAGGCCCCUUCAGACGGCGGCGUAACGGGAAUGAAGAAGAAAUUAGUGUACUACUCGAAAUCUGGACCGAGCGACCACAAGGGAUCUAAGACGGACUGGAUUAUGGACGAGUAUCGGCUAGAGGUGGAAACCGGAAGCGACCUCGCGGCGUUGGUGUUGUGCCGUGUCUUCAUCAAGGGCAACGUCGCCCCGCCAAACGCGCCGCGUAACCCGCCGUCAUUCGCGCCGGCUUCGCCGAACGUGAGCGCCGCGACGGUCUCACGACCGAUGUCGCCCGCACCGUCGCUGACGCUCGGCGCCUUCGCGGAGCAUGUGACUAUGGCGAAGGGACAAAUCGUGACGGACGAUUACGAUACUGUUAACAGUGUGAUUCAAGCGAAGAAAAUGUCUGCACCAGGCGCGGCGGCUUCUGCCGCGGCGAUGGGUGGCGGCGACGCGGAGCGGUUCGUCGAUCUUCUUCUCGCGAAAGACGAGGUUGAGAGUGGCACGACCGGUGGUGAUAAUCACGGAUGUGCUGAUGACGAGGAGCGCUUGCUGCUAAACACGAUGAUGGACGCGAUUAUAAUCGACGACGGGGAUCGGUCCGACAAAUCUGGAAGCGACGACGUGACUGCAUCGGUGCAGCUUGUAUCGGAGGCUUUCGUCGACUCUUCGGUGGAGGAUUCGGGAAGGUUCGUCUCGGGGAACGGCGCGGGCGCGAUGGAUGCGGAGGGGAGCGGGCAAUUCGGGGGAUUCCAGUCGCAGCACGGCAGCACCACGGACCUACCUGGUGCUUGCAACGGUAACAGCAGCAUGGCGUUCGAGAAGUUAACGUCGGCGAGCUAUGAGAACAUAAGCAUGGCUGAGUCUCAGUGCGCUCCGGCAGCUGCGGGAACCUGGAAAGUUCCUCGCAGUCCUCGAAUGGUUUCCACUGACACUGUCGGCCCAAAUGCUGGCGUAAAUACUGGCGUAAAUGGCGGCGCAACUGGCGGCGCCAUUGGCGGCGCGGCCGCUGCUGCUGUCGCCACGCCAUCACUCGCCUCGGGAUUCUCGGCGGCGGAUCUGGAGCAGCCUAUGUAUCUGCAAGGGGAUGAUGACGUCACCAUCAAGGGAUUCACACCUAAGGCGUUCACGCCCAUGGGAUUUACGCCCAAGGGAGCUACGCCGAAGGGUGGCUCUGGUUACCCGUUUGCGACACCUAAAGCAUUUUCGCCGGGUGUGGGACUGUGGCGCGCCACCACCGGAAUGUGCACCUCUGCACCCCUCUCCACCUCUCUGAUAGCCCGCGUUGCUGCGUACCCGUCCAACACAGGCAUCUGCGGUGGGGUGGGGGGGAAGUGGGGGCAGGUGGGUGGUGGCAGGUUGGCGGCAGGUGGUUAUGGGUGUGAUGCCCAGGAGCACAUACCUAGAAAGGUGGAUGAGGAAGGUGCAGAGGGGGUGUGA
Molecule: messenger RNA, 1773 nt
Organism: Closterium sp. NIES-65
Lineage: Eukaryota; Viridiplantae; Streptophyta; Zygnematophyceae; Desmidiales; Closteriaceae
Source: the annotation of a GenBank genome assembly